UGCGAGAUCGAGGUCAGCAUGGACUACAUGAUGAGACCCUGUCUCAAAACAAACAAAACUUAGCCACAACAAUACUAGUGAGAUUGGUGUUAUCAACCCUAUUUCAUAGAAAAAGAAACCAGGAUUCCAGGAAGGUGCAACUUGCUCAGAAAGUCUCAAGACAAGUUGGUUAUAAAAAGCUGCGUGCCUCAUUUCCUGCACCCACCAGAAAAGGGUGCACUUCCUUACUCCUGGCCACAGGGAUCAGAACAAGGAGAGUUAUUUGCGUCCACCUCCUGACACAUUGACCAUUAAAGAUUUCCAGGAGAGGGCUGGGGGUUUAGCUCAGUGGUGCUGCCACCUACCUUGCAAGAGCAAGGUCGGGAGUUUGAUCCCCAGUACAAAAAAAAAAAGAUUUCCAGGAGAGUAUUAUUCCCCCCUGAGGAGGAUUCUUAUUCUAAUCUCUUAAAGCUGAGGCACGCUGAAAUCUUUGGGACUAUAGAGCCAGAUCUGAAAAUGACAAUUGCUCUCUGAUGGGCUCUCCUUUCUUAGCUGGAUGAUCUUAUUACAGGCAGCUAAAUUAAAAAUUAAUGUACAGUCAGAGAGGGACUGGGCCCUCAAGGAAGUCAGCACAAAAAAUAAAUACAUCAGAAUUAUGGCUGAAGGCAAAUCUGAAGAAGGCCAGGCCUCGAGAUAAAAAUACAGGGCCAAACCUACUUGCCUCCCUACAGAGUAACUUGAAAUUAUACUAUAAUUAGCAUCACCUGGUCCAAUAAAUCCAGCUAGGCAUCAGAUACCCGGGUGGGUGACCAGAGUACCUGAACCUGUCCCUUCCCAAAAAUGCCUUUGUUCUUUCCAUGUACCCCUGCUAUGUGACUUGUUUCCCCAUUAUAUCAGGAUUAGCUAUACUUGUAAUCCUGUAGGUUGUCAUCUAACCCAACACUGUACCGACUUUGUGAUUUUGUGGUACAGAUUACCCCGACCAAGGGCCCCUCCUGGAAAUCCAGGAGCUAUUCUCUUUGUCUUUGUUUCCAAUAAAACUCUUUUAACUUCUUCCUUUGGUUUAAAUCUUCAUUCCUUGAUGUUGUUGGACCACAAACUCAGCACAUCUGACAUCUAACAGUUCGCAAUGUAUUGCCUUAUUUUGUUCUACUCCACACUCAGGGAAGAACUGAAGCCACUCUACCCCAUUGGUAAAUUUCUAUGUGUGACAUUAGUCAUUUUUGUCUCUUUUUGGCAAGGAGUUAUCAUUGCUAUACUGGUGAAAUGUAAAGUCAUUUCUAGAGGGCCUCUGUGGGACUGGCAGUCUCCAGAAGAGGUGGCCAUAGGCCUCCAGUAUUUCCUUGUCUGUUUGGAAAUGUUUGUGGCCGGGAUUGCCCACCAUCAUGUUUUCUCCCACAAACCCUACGUGCAGAGCCAGGAAGAAGGCUCAUGGUUCAAGUCUUUCUUGGCCAUGUGGGACUUCUCCAAUCUUAAAGACGACUUACCUGAACAGAUUAGUCAUAUGGGAUGGACCAUCAGCAGACAACACAAACCAAAAAAUCAUACUGAGGGUCAGGAUGAAAAAAUUCCCACUGGGGGUCAGGAUGAAAAGCAACACUCACCCUCAUUACCACCAACCUCAGAAGAUGGUUUGUCUUCUGUUUCUGCUCUACCACGUGCUGUGACACAUCACACUGCACACACUGUGAUCAACAUGCCUGAGGUUGAUACUCCAGGUGAUACUCCAGGAGCAAAAAAGUGUGAAUAUAUUGCCCUUACUAUACCAGAUGAAGUGGUUAGUGACAGCACAGACGACACUUCGGAGACGGGAGAAGAUGACACUUCGGAGACGGGAAAAGAUGAAGCGGUGAAGGAGGUGCAGGUGUGAGCGGCGCCGGCCUCAGGCCCGGGAAGUCCACAUCCUGGGCCCAAGUGGACACCCCGGACCUGAGUGCCUCUGCAGGGCCCCGUGAGGACCCUUUUCGCACAGAUUGGACUGUAUAAAUCACCUUUCAUCAGAAGCAAAUAUCAGGUGGUACUAACAAAGGAAAAACUACGCAGAAGAAGAGUACUGACUUCUGAGCUGUAUGCUUCAUAAGCUUGGAUUUGACAAGGCUAAUGAAUGAUGAAUCAUGACUGUAUUCCCACUCUCCUUGGUUCAGAGUUGAGCAGUAUUAGAAGUCCAGAACUGCAGCUGUUUAAAUCAUGGCAAUGAGAUGGAAAAUACAAGUUUA
Fukomys damarensis (Damara mole-rat) is the source of this 2195-nucleotide messenger RNA. Its product is annotated as transmembrane protein 184C-like. The transcript is spliced from 7 exons. Bases 1109 to 1849 code for a protein of 246 amino acids. Gene Ontology annotation, biological process: transport. The record is from RefSeq and is a predicted model, not a curated record. NCBI's taxonomy places the organism in Eukaryota, Metazoa, Chordata, Mammalia, Rodentia, Bathyergidae. Gene Ontology annotation, molecular function: transporter activity.